Saitoella complicata NRRL Y-17804 is the source of this 1299-nucleotide messenger RNA. RefSeq names its product putative BAR adaptor protein RVS167. Gene Ontology annotation, molecular function: lipid binding; protein binding. Gene Ontology annotation, biological process: plasma membrane tubulation; endocytosis; actin cortical patch localization. The record is from RefSeq and is a predicted model, not a curated record. Gene Ontology annotation, cellular component: medial cortex; mating projection tip; Rvs161p-Rvs167p complex. Lineage: Eukaryota; Fungi; Ascomycota; Saitoellomycetes; Saitoellales; Saitoellaceae. The transcript has 3 exons. Bases 1 to 1299 code for a protein of 432 amino acids.
AUGAGUUGGAAGGGGUUCACGAAAGCAGUCUCACGAGCUCCUCAGCAGUUCAAAGGCAAGUUCAACAUCGGAGAUUCCACCAAAGAUCCCGUCUACCUCGAUGCCGAGCGCCGUUUCAAGGAACUCGAACAAGAAUGCAAGAAGCUCCAUGAAGACUCGAAGAAGUACACUAGCUCUAUCAAUGGCAUGUUGAAUCAUCAGAUUGAGUUCUCGAAGGCGAUUAAGGAGAUUUAUAAGCCUAUCUCGGGACGAUUGAGUGAUCCGAACUCGAUCAAGGAUGAGGGAAACGCUGCAGGUAUUCAGGCAUGUGAGGAGUACGAGGCGAUCGUGCGCGAACUGCAAACGACUCUUGCGCCGGAAUUGGAGAUGAUUGAGUCGCGUAUUGUCAAGCCUGCCGAGGAGUUGUUGCAGAUCAUCAAGCUCGUCCGCAAGAUGGCCAUGAAACGCGACCACAAGCAAUUGGACUACGACCGCCAUCGCGCCUCCGUCAAGAAGAUUGAAGAUAAGAAAGAGAAAUCCAUGAAAGACGAGCGAGCACUCUACAAAGCCCAGAAUGACCUCGAGCAAUCGACACAGGAGUUCGAGUACUUCAACGAGAUGCUUAAAGCCGAGCUUCCCGAGUUGUUUGCAUUGGAAGUGGAGUUCAUCAAACCCUUGUUCCAGUCUUUCUACUAUAUGCAGCUCAACAUCUUCUACACCCUCUCCGAGCGUAUGCGAAACGUCGAUAUCGGAUACUUCGACCUCGGCGCCGACAUCGAAGAAGCCUACCACGCCAAACGCGGAGAUGUCCAAGACCACGCAGAAGCUCUCUCCAUCUGUAAAUUCAAGACCACCGGUCGGCCAACUACCGUCGGCAAAUUCGGACCCGGGAAAUUCGACAAGAGCAAAUUCAUGGGCGGGAAGACUAGUCCCUCGAGCCUGGAACGACCAUCCUACGAUGCUCUUCCACCAUACUCACCCCCACCAACCCAAAACUCGUACGGCGCAUACGCCGCAGACGCCAAAGCCGGCGGCGUGGGCCGCUCCAACACAACCACCGCCCGGUUCUCCGGUUCCAACGCGGCCGCAAAGAAGAAACCCCCACCGCCGCCCCCGACGAAACCGAAGGCGUUGUCAGCGCCCACGGAGUGGUGUGUCGCGUUGUAUGAUUACGUGGCCCAGGCGGCUGGUGAUUUGAGUUUUAGUGCUGGGGAUAGGAUUGAGGUGCUUAGGAGGACGGAUGAUGUUAAUGAGUGGUGGACGGGGAGCUUGGGUGGAGCUGAGGGGGUGUUUCCUGCGAAUUAUGUGCAGUUGGGAUAG